Vanderwaltozyma polyspora DSM 70294 is the source of this 1308-nucleotide messenger RNA. It is a transcript of the gene SQT1, whose product is annotated as Sqt1p. Gene Ontology annotation, molecular function: protein binding. The record is from RefSeq and is a predicted model, not a curated record. The transcript has a single exon. The coding region runs from base 1 to 1308 and encodes 435 amino acids. NCBI's taxonomy places the organism in Eukaryota, Fungi, Ascomycota, Saccharomycetes, Saccharomycetales, Saccharomycetaceae.
AUGUCUUCCGAAUUACAAGAACAACAACAAGUUGAUGAUAAUGCUCCUCAAGAGGAAUUCAUUGCUGUCAACGAAGUAGAUCAAGAAGUUAUCGCCGAUGAUAAUGCUCCUGUCGAAGAAGAUGAGAUGGAUGAAGAUCUGGAAAACGAUGAGAAUGAGGACAGUGACACAGAAAAGAUUGAAAUUGAUAUGUCCAACAACUCUGUAGCUUAUUUCGACAAGCAUACCGAUUCUGUAUUUUCUGUUUUCCAACAUCCAAGUGUGCCAUUAAUUUGUAGUGGUGGUGGUGACAACGUCGCUCAUUUGUGGACCUCUCAUUCUUCACCACCAAAAUUUGCUGGUACUAUCUCAGACCACACUGAAUCUGUAAUCACCGGUGGGUUCACCAGUGAAGGAAAAUUCUUGGUAACCGCUGACAUGACAGGUAAAGUGCUAGUUAGCAAAUCUUCAAAUGGUGGUGCUCAAUGGAAAGUAUUUUCUCAAUUGUCUGAAGUUGAAGAAGUAGUUUGGUUGAAAUGCCAUCCAACUGUCGCUGGGGUGUUUGCAUUCGGUGCCACUGAUGGUUCUGUAUGGUGUUACCAAAUAAAUGAAUCUUCUGGAUCUUUAGAUCUAUUAAUGAGUAGUUUUGCUCACCAAGAAGAUUGUACUAUGGGUGAAUUUAUUAACACUGAUAAAGGUGAAAAUACUGUUGAAUUGGUAACCUGUUCUCUAGAUAGCACAAUCAUUGUCUGGAACUGUUACACUGCUCAAGCUUUACAUAAGAUAACUAAGGAUGAAAUAAAAGGUCAAGAAGCCCCUUGGGUUUCUGUGGCAGCCGCUCCUCCAUCAGGUAAUGCUGCCAUUGUAGCCUGUGGUUCUAACAAUGGUAUUUUAGCAAUUAUCAACUGUACUAACGGUUCGGUUUUGAAUUUAUCACAGGUAGUUGAAUUGAAGCCAGAACAAGAUGAAUUAGAUGCUUCAGUAGAAUCUAUCAGUUGGUCUACUAAAUUCCCAUUGAUGGCAGUGGGCUUAGUAUGUGGUGAAAUCUUACUAUACGAUAUUAAUUCUUGGAGAGUUAGACGUAGGUUCGUGCUCACUGAAUCGGUCACUAGAUUACAAUUUGAUAAUGAUGAUCUAUUUAUUUCCUGUAUGGAUGGUAAGGUUUAUCAAUUUGAUGCUAGAACAGGUCAAGAAAAAUUCGUUUGUACAGGUCACAACAUGGGUGUCUUAGAUUUCGUUUUAGCUCAACCAAAGGAUAACAAUGGCCUAAGAAGAGUAAUAACUGCUGGUGAUGAAGGUGUUUCCUUAGUUUUCGAAGUACCAAAUUAA